UUUUCCUAAAUCAUCUGUUUUUAGGCUAAGUAUUUGUUUUGUAUAUUCGGAUUUUAUAGGCUAUCUAAAGUGGCCAAAGCUUUGCAGCAUCUUAUUUAAGGUUUUAUUAUCGUCGACGUCUGGCCUACCUCAUAGGCAAUUAAAUGUUGGGAGAAAAGGCACAAGGCGUCCCUUUGAAAGUAAUGGACUACACCUAUGAUGCCGAUUUGGAAGAAUUGUGUCCUGUUUGUGGAGAUAAGGUCUCAGGAUACCACUAUGGACUCCUUACAUGUGAAAGUUGUAAGGGCUUCUUCAAGAGGACAGUCCAGAAUAAUAAGAGGUACACUUGUGCAGAAAACCAGGAGUGUAAAAUAGACAAAACACAGCGGAAGAGAUGUCCCUUCUGCCGAUUCCAGAAAUGCCUCAAUGUUGGCAUGAGAUUAGAAGCGGUGCGUGCAGACCGCAUGCGUGGGGGCAGGAAUAAGUUUGGCCCCAUGUACAAGCGGGACAGAGCCAUGAAGCAGCAGAAGAAGGCUUUGAUCCGUUCCACGGGCUUCAAGCUGGAUUCUGCUCCUCCACAGCUCUCGCCUGUACAGACUAACUAUGGCUUCACCGGCACCCUGCACAGCCUCCCAUCCCUCCCCAAAGGCCUUAUGCCCUCCAUCCCAGCCUCCAUCAACCCCACAGACUACGAGGCCAGCCUCUACGGACCCCCCUCCCUGGGGGUGGCCAUGCAACCCCAUGGGCCCCUGCCCACCCAGUACCAGUACACAGCAUUCCCCAGCAGGGCCAUCAAGUCUGAGUACCCUGACCCCUACACAAGCUCCCCAGAGUCUCUGGUGGGGUACCCCUUACCGGACGGAUACCCCUCCGGUGGCUCCCCGCAGCUUCCCAGCCAGCCCCCGCUCGUGCUGGAGCUGCUGCGCUGCGACCCAGAUGAGAUGCAGGUGCAGAGUAAGAUCAUGGCCUUCUUGCAGCAGGAGCAGAGUGGCCGGGGCCGGCAGGAAAAGCUCAGCACCUUCAGCCUCAUGUGUCGCAUGGCCGACCAGACUCUGUUCUCCAUAGUGGAGUGGGCCAGGAGCUGCAUCUUCUUCAAGGACCUCAAGGUGGGGGAUCAGAUGAAGCUUCUUCACAACUGCUGGUCUGAGCUGCUGGUUCUGGACCAUGUCUUCAGACAAGUGCAACACGGGAAGGAGAGCAGCCUGCUGCUGGUUACUGGCCAGGAGAUGGAUCUGUCAUCCAUGGGGUCCCAGGCAGGGGUGACUCUUUCAGGACUGGUCCAGAGAGGACAGGUGCUGGCUGGGAGGCUGCUGACCCUGCAGGUGGACAGGAGAGAGGUUGCCUGCCUUAAGUUCCUCCUUCUCUUCAAUCCCAAUGUAAAGCUGUUGGAGAAUCAAGCAUUUGUGGAGAGUGUUCAGGAGCAGGUGAAUGGGGCUCUGCUGGAAUACACUCUGUGCACCUACCCCCUGUACCUGGACAAGUUCAGCCAGGUGGUGAUGCGUCUGCCAGAGCUGCGAGCCCUCAGCACCCAGGCAGAGGACUACCUGUGCUACAAACACCUGAGUGGGGAGGUGCCCUGCAACAACCUGCUCAUCGAGAUGCUGCAUGCCAAGAGGGCCUGUGUAUGAGCACCACGCUACCAUCACUAUAUACUAGCAGACUGUCUGUGGGACUGACGCUGUGGAAGCCAGACAGGGUUUACGAUUACAGCCCAGAGACAAUGAUGUGUGUGUUUCUGUGCGUGCGUGUGUGUGUGCAUGCGUGUGUGCGUGAGCAGCCCCUCUGUCCUAGGUGUCUGUAAACAGAAUAUGGACUUGUGUUUUUGGCAGUUCUUUAAAUGUACAUAGAUAACAUUUACAAAAGAAGCUUUGUUAUGAUACUGUACGCAAAUGUAACUUUGCCCUUUUCUUGAAUUCAGCAGAGUGAGGUGUUAUGUGAGAGCUAGUGGAGAAAUUUCAGAUUCUUCAGAUGAAAGAGGCACUAUAACACACGUCAUUCAGACUUGUCCUAGCCUUUCAAAUAUAGUGUAAACACUACAUUUAUUUGAGCACUUGUUCCUUUGUAAAUUGUCACCAACUUUACCACAAAGAAAUUGUUGUGUGAAAAAUAAGUUAUGUUCAAUAUAUAUUUUUUUCUAUUAGAUAUUGAUAUUCUAAUAUAUUAACUACACGUGUUUACAUGAAUCACAUAAGCACACUCAUAUUCAGUUUAACCUUAGAGUCGAUGUCUUUGCCCCCGUGGAAAUCUAAUUAGCAUAAUACAAAAAUCGACAUAAAUACCUGUCAGUUUAAGCUAGAGAUAUAUUUUUGAUGUUGCAUUGGAUGCGUCUCAAUCCACCACAUCCCCGAUGUCGCAGUUCCGCAACUGCGGUGAAAGGUGACAGAGCUAGAGCGCUGUUUGUCAGACCAUGAGACAUCCCGAAAAUCAGUCUUCUCACAAAAUCACCUCCAUGGAAAGAUGAGACUAUCACAAACACAAACAUGUCGGUCUGCUCUAGGACACCCACAGGCCUCACAUGACAUGUCUGAAGGUCCCCCGGUACCAGUUGAAAAAAUGUAUGGAAGUACACUAUCUGUUGUUCCAUGUAGUAAAUCUGUUAUUCAAUGCUUUUAAGGCCAAAAAUAGCAGUAAAGGCCAAAAAUUAUUUUUCAUCAAAUAAUUUCUACAUAUUUUUUUGUGGAUACUUCAAGGGGUCUUAAACUUCAAAAAUCAAAUAGCAAAAUUAUCCUUGGUAUGACCUUCUUAAAACAAUUCCAUAUAGCUUAGAACCCCCCGGGUGGGUUAAUGACAGUCUGUUACUCCAAUGAGAUAUUUGCUUAAAGUGAUAGAAAGAGAGAGAGUGGAGAUGGAAAAUGUGGCAGUGAUGUGUGGGACAGAAUGAAAGGAAGCCAUCUUUGUCUGCAGCCAUUUCUUAUUAACAGAUGACUGGAGGUCAAGGAUAUGGGGUCGUGCACUGUGGAUGUUCUCCAGUCCUUUUGUAGUCACAUAAUGAAUGAAAACAUGCAAUUGGCGAUGUAUGCAAUGUAUGCGAUGUAUGCAAUGUCCAAGCUAAACGUGAAGGAGAUAUAGGGAAAUCCAAUUGUAUUGAAGUGUAAAGAGAAUACAGACCAAUCGUACUUGAGAAAUGGCAUAUGAAGUGGAAAACAACAAGUAUCAGAAUUGCAAAGGUAUGAGGAACAACAUGUAACACGCACAUAUCUGUCAUUUCAGCACAUAUCUGUCAUUUCAGCACAUAUCUGUCAUUUUAGCACAUAUCUGUCAUUUCAGCACAUAUCUGUCAUUUCAGCACAUAUCUGUCAUUUCAGCACAUAUCUGUCAUUUCAGGACAUAUCUGUCAUUUUAGCACAUAUCUGUCAUUUCAGCACAUAUCUGUCAUUUUAGCACAUAUCUGUCAUUUCAGCACAUAUCUGUCAUUUUAGCACAUAUCUGUCAUUUUAGCACAUAUCUGUCAUUUCAGCACAUAUCUGUCAUUUUAGCACAUAUCUGUCAUUUCAGCACAUAUCUGUCAUUUCAGCACAUAUCUGUCAUUUCAGCACAUAUCUGUCAUUUCAGCACAUAUCUGUCAUUUCAGCACAUAUCUGUCAUUUCAGCACAUAUCUGUCAUUUUAGCACAUAUCUGUCAUUUUAGCACAUAUCUGUCAUUUCAGCACAUAUCUGUCAUUUCAGCACAUAUCUGUCAUUUCAGCACAUAUCUGUCAUUUCAGCACAUAUCUGUCAUUUCAGCACAUAUCUGUCAUUUCAGCACAUAUCUGUCUUUUCAGCACAUAUCUGUCAUUUCAGCACAUAUCUGUCAUUUCAGCACAUAUCUGUCAUUUCAGCACAUAUCUGUCAUUUCAGCACAUAUCUGUCAUUUCAGCACAUAUUGAAGCAACAUGUUUGAAUUGGUCACACAGACAUGGCAGGGUUGGCUCUACUAACUUCUUCUAGACAAUCAUAACACUUGCCUUAAGAUAACCCUGGCUUGUCUGUCUAUGGACCAUGGUUUAGUAACCGAUGUGAGAGUCAUCUGUACCUCUCCGCUGUAGUACAUUUCAAUUGGGAAACAUGAGAAGAUUAACACAGUGAGCUGUACCAAGCUCAGAUGUUUCAACAAACAGAUGUCUCCGUUUGUAAUUGGUUCUCUUGAUGUUGCUUUUGCUUCUAUUGUGUUUUUACCUUAUUCCGUGAGGUCCCAGUCUUAGUCGUUUUUGGUGAUGAGAUCUGUUUAUAGUCCUCAUUCUCAAGCUGUCUGUGCUGGUCCACAUUGUUUCCUCUCUCAGCAAUUUGAAUGCUUUUCAAACACAAACAAUCAAAAUGUUUUUUUUCUUUCUUUAAAUAUAUUUUAUUGUAAUAGCAUCAAACCAAUAAAUGCAAUUAAGUAAAGCUCUA
Oncorhynchus keta (chum salmon) is the source of this 4347-nucleotide messenger RNA. RefSeq names its product nuclear receptor subfamily 5 group A member 2-like. Bases 144 to 1607 code for a protein of 487 amino acids. Gene Ontology annotation, molecular function: RNA polymerase II cis-regulatory region sequence-specific DNA binding; zinc ion binding; nuclear receptor activity. Lineage: Eukaryota; Metazoa; Chordata; Actinopteri; Salmoniformes; Salmonidae. Gene Ontology annotation, biological process: hormone-mediated signaling pathway; tissue development; regulation of transcription by RNA polymerase II. The record is from RefSeq and is a predicted model, not a curated record. Gene Ontology annotation, cellular component: RNA polymerase II transcription regulator complex. The transcript has 7 exons.